Molecule: messenger RNA, 768 nt
Organism: Meloidogyne enterolobii
Lineage: Eukaryota; Metazoa; Nematoda; Chromadorea; Rhabditida; Meloidogynidae
Source: the annotation of a GenBank genome assembly
UCACCUAAUUUAGUUAAUUUUUAUUUCAUUAUGUUUCAAUUUCCAUUUUCAAUUUCUUGUCACCCAAUACAAUCAAAUUCUUCUUCUUCCUCCUCCCCAUCUUCUUCCUGUUGUUCUUUAUUUCCUUCACAAUAUUUAAUGCCUAUAAAUGAUGGCCAACAACAUAUACAACAGCAACCAGAAACUCCUUACCAACAAAAUACUUUACAAAGGCAUUUUUUUAUUUUUUUAAAAUCUUUUCCAAACACAAACACUUUUUAUUUUUAUAUAAAUUUUUAUUUCGUCACAGAAUUAUUACUUAAUUUACUCCCUCCAACAGUUCCUGAAAAAAGUUUAGCCAAAAGUGUUUUACUUCGAGUUAAGGCUGUUUUAUUAUUUCAUCAAGGUCGAUAUGAAGAAUUUAAAGAAUAUAUAAAAUUAAAUAAAUUUAAACAAAGAGAUCAUAAUUUAUUGCAAAAUUUGUGGAAUGAAGCUAAUUAUGCGGAGGCUUCAAAACAACGUACUAAACCCCUUGAUGCUGUUUCACGUUAUCGUAUUCGUAAAAAGAAUAUUUUCCCUUUAAGUAUUUGGGAUGGUGAAGGAACUAGUUAUUGUUUUAAAAAAAAAGCGAGAGAAAUACUUAAACAAGCAUACAAAAUAGAUUCAAUACCAAAUAUUCAAAUAAAACAAGAAUUGGCAAAACAAACAGAAUUAAGUGUUUUACAAGUAUCUAAUUGGUUUAAAAAUCAGAGACAAAGAGCUAGACAAAAUAUUCGGUUCGGAAAUUAA